GAUACAGAGAGCUUCCAAACAGCCUCACAGCUCAACUCCUCUUCGGUCUUACUGGAAUGAGAAAACUGCUUGCACAGGGCUGGUUCUUUGUAGCUCUGCAGGGCCUCUGCCACAGCAUUCUCUGAAGGGCUGAAGCAGUGUGGAGGAGCUACAGUAGAUAAGGUACCGUGUCAUGUCCCCUCCUAAUGGCCCCAAAUCCCUGUGGCUGGUGCUUCUUUUUGGAAUGGGAGUGAUGGCAAAGAGCCUGAACUGUCCAGCAAAGUGUACCUGUGAAUACCUGGAAGUGAACUGCACAGGGCAGCAGCUGCAAGAUUUCCCUACAGCCAUUCCACUGGACACAAGGCAGCUGAUUCUGGCUACCAACAACAUCUCCUACCUGCCAUCGGUGGAGCUGAACUUCCUAAGUGACUUGGUCUAUCUGGACUGCAGGGAAAAUGCCAUUAGUGAAGAUCUGGAUUUUGCCUUUAUCAGUCUCAACAAGCUCAUCUACCUAGACCUCAGCUUCAACAACCUCACCCGGGUCACCUUCACCACUUUCUCACAGCUCAGUAGCCUGGUGGUGCUGAAGAUCUCGAAUAACCCAAAUCUGGUGGAGAUUGAGAAGGAUUCCUUUGCCAACAACACCUGGCUGAGGCACCUGGAUGUGAGCCGGACUGGCUUGACGUUCCUGGAUACUAGCAUUGUCAAGGAUCUGCCCAAUCUGAAGUCCCUGGGUCUAAGUGAAAACCUCUGGAACUGUAACUGCUCCUUCUUGGACUUCACCCUCUGGAUGAAAGAGAGUGGCGUUCACUUCCCAGAUCCUGAGAACAUCACCUGCUACAGCCCAGCAGCUCUAUAUGGCUGGUCAAUGCCCGAGGUGGAGUCGAAGCUCCACUACACAUGUCUUCUCCAUUUAUACGAUACGGACUAUGCCUUCCUGGGUCUGAUUGGCUUCUGUAUAUUCUCUGCCGGCACUGUGGCAGCCUGGUUGGCUGGGAUGUGUGUAGUGCUAUACGAAUUCCACGCAACAAAGGGGGGGAAUGAUGAUGACGAAGAUGAAGACGAAGAAGCAACUAUCUAGAACUAGCCUCUGAAGCCCUGGUGAAUAACUAUGCUGGGAUGCCACAGAGACUUAUACUAGAUGUCCCUUUCUCUUGGUCCCCCGGGCUUUCCCUCUAUCUCCCUUUCCAGAUGAAAUUCUUGUGACCCAAAAUACAACUGCAGGAAUCCUUUUGCUGUAGUUUAACCUUCUUUUGGGGAAUUUCUUCCUUCCUCCUUCUUUUCUCCAAAAUUUCUUUCUCCACCUGGGCUUGGGCCAUUGACAAACUAAUUGAUGCCUGCCAAAAGUAUGGUAAGUGCUCAUCUAUCAACCAGCCAGAUAAUUAGUACUUGUUAUUUACGGAAUGCUCCAAAAUAGCUAAGAACCUUACUGAAUAUGUAGGAAGCCAUGAGCAAAGACAUUCAAAAACAGGGGCCUAAAGUCAGGCUCCAAAAUUCAUAUGUAGGCUCUUGGACUAUGUGUCCUGAUUUUCAAAAAUGUUGGGCGUUCAGUUGCACCAAUGGAGAUCACUGGAAGUUGCUGGGAGCUAAAUGCUUUUGAAAAUCAGGUUAUUUAUCUAGGAGCCUAAAUAUGGAUUGAGGAACCCAACUUUAGGCUCCUACUAUUGAAAAUUUUGGCCAUGCCCCUGUCCCAGAGAGCUUGCAAUCUAAGUAUGAUUUGUAAAAGAUAUACAAGUUAUUCUCCAAAAGAUGCUGGAGAUGAAGCAGCCAAGUGUUACAGAAAGAUCAUCAUAGAGUGACCUCUAGCUGAUAUAUAUGUUUAACAUCUCCUUAAUAUUGCAGCCAGGAAGAGACAAUUACCUGCUGAGAGCAGCUCAGCUUAGCUCUUACUGGCUGAAACUAAUAGCAUGUC
This is a messenger RNA of Dermochelys coriacea (leatherback sea turtle), 1891 nucleotides long. It is a transcript of the gene LRRC52, whose product is annotated as leucine rich repeat containing 52. NCBI's taxonomy places the organism in Eukaryota, Metazoa, Chordata, Testudines, Dermochelyidae. Gene Ontology annotation, molecular function: potassium channel activator activity; transmembrane transporter binding; voltage-gated potassium channel activity. The transcript is spliced from 2 exons. The coding region runs from base 173 to 1060 and encodes 295 amino acids. Gene Ontology annotation, cellular component: voltage-gated potassium channel complex. The record is from RefSeq and is a predicted model, not a curated record.